Molecule: messenger RNA, 399 nt
Organism: Anopheles moucheti
Lineage: Eukaryota; Metazoa; Arthropoda; Insecta; Diptera; Culicidae
Product: endocuticle structural glycoprotein ABD-5-like
Exons: 2
Coding region: 1-399 (132 amino acids)
Cellular component (GO): chitin-based extracellular matrix
Molecular function (GO): structural constituent of chitin-based larval cuticle
Source: RefSeq, a predicted model, not a curated record
AUGAAGUCGCUGACCGACGAACCACCUAGAAGCCGGAUGCACUUCAUAUCUCUCAACUGGAUUACAGCAACGGUAGUGUUGCUGGCUGUAACGACUAUCCUUGCAGCGCCGGUCCGAAAUUUGGAUCCCGAUCUAAUCUACUACGAUAACACGCGCGACGAAAGUGGAUACAGCUUUGCGUACAAAACUAAAGACGGCCAAUACCGCGAGGAGCAAGGAUACAUCGAACCGGAAACGGGCAUCUUACGGGUGACGGGCCUGUAUCGUUUCCAGGGCACUGAUGGUAAGACGUACGAGUUCAACUAUGAGGCAGAUGAGAAUGGAUAUCGUAUCGUGAAGAAACGUCCUGCCUUUGGAGCUCCAAUUUCCAACACGGUGCUACUAUCGCUCGUUGGUUGA